Saitoella complicata NRRL Y-17804 is the source of this 1776-nucleotide messenger RNA. Its product is annotated as cytoplasmic lysine-tRNA ligase Krs1. The record is from RefSeq and is a predicted model, not a curated record. Gene Ontology annotation, molecular function: lysine-tRNA ligase activity; ATP binding; tRNA binding. Bases 1 to 1776 code for a protein of 591 amino acids. Gene Ontology annotation, cellular component: cytosol; cytoplasm. The transcript has 2 exons. Gene Ontology annotation, biological process: lysyl-tRNA aminoacylation. Lineage: Eukaryota; Fungi; Ascomycota; Saitoellomycetes; Saitoellales; Saitoellaceae.
AUGUCUGCCGCUGCCGUCAACGAAUUGGCCGACAAGGUCCAGCAGACCUACCUUGAUGACGUGACUGGCGAGCAGGUCUCCAAGUCCGAACUCAAGAAGCGCCAAAAGACCCGUCAGAAGGCCGCCGAGAAGGCCGAGAAGGCUGCUAAGGCCCCUGCCGCCGCUGCGCCCAAGAAGAAGUCUGCCGAGGAGGAUGAGGCCGAGCUUACCCCCAACCAAUACUUCGAGAUCCGUUCCCGCGCCGUCAACAAGCUCCGUGGCAACCCCGAGACCAACCCCUACCCCCACAAGUUCCACGUCGGUACCCGAUUGACCGAGUUCAUCACCAAGUACGAGCACCUCGCCAAGGGCGACAUGCUCCCCGAGGAGAUCAUCACCGUCGCCGGUCGUAUCCACAACAAGCGUGAGUCCGGUGCCAAGCUCAAGUUCUACGACCUCCGCGGUGAGGGUGUCAAGAUCCAGAUCUUGGCUCAGGCCCAGGAGUGCGCUGGUGACUACGCUGCCAUGCACGACCACAUCCGCCGUGGUGACAUCGUCGGUGUCAAGGGUUACCCCGGUCGUUCCAACCCCAAGGGCCGUGAGGGUGGCGAGCUCUCCAUCUUCGCUACCGAGAUCGUCCUUCUCUCUCCUUCCCUCCACAUGCUCCCCACCGAGCACUACGGUCUCAAGGACCAGGAGACCCGUUACCGUCAGCGUUACCUCGACUUGAUCAUGAACAACAACACCCGCAACAAGUUCUUGAUGCGCUCCAAGAUCAUCAAGUACAUCCGCCAGUACUUUGACAACAAGGACUUUGUCGAGGUUGAGACCCCCAUGAUGAACAUGAUCGCCGGUGGUGCUACCGCCAAGCCUUUCAUUACCCAUCACAACGAUUUGGACCUUGACUUGUUCAUGCGUGUUGCACCCGAGCUGUACCUCAAGAUGCUCGUCGUCGGUGGUAUGGAGCGCGUCUACGAAAUCGGCCGCCAGUUCCGUAACGAGGGUAUCGACCUCACCCACAACCCCGAAUUCACCACCAUCGAGGCAUACUGGGCUUACGCCGAUGUCAACGACAUCAUGGACAUGACGGAGGAGUUGGUUUCCGGAAUGGUCGAGGCUUUGACCGGUGGUACCAAGGUUACUUACCACCCCGACGGUCCCGACGGCAGGGAGCUCACCAUCGACUUUGCGCGCCCAUGGAAGCGCUGCGACAUGAUCGAGACCCUCGAGGAGAAACUCGGCGUCAAGUUCCCCCCCGGCACCGAACUCCACACCAAAGAAACCGGAGAAUUCCUCUUGGCCCAAUGCAAGGCGCACAACAUCGAGUGUUCCCCACCUCUCACCAACGCCCGUCUCCUCGACAAACUGGUCGGCGAGUUCAUCGAGGAAUCCUGCAUCAACCCCACCUUCAUCAUGAACCACCCCCAAAUGAUGUCCCCCCUCGCCAAAUACCACCGUUCCCGCCCCGGAUUGACCGAGCGUUUCGAAAUGUUUGUCGCGACCAAGGAACUUUGUAACGCCUACACCGAGAUGAACGACCCCGUCGCUCAACGCGCAACAUUCGCGGAACAAGCCAACCAGAAGGAUUCCGGUGACGACGAAGCCCAAAUCAUCGAUGAGAAUUUCUGUACGUCGCUCGAGUAUGGUCUCCCCCCCACCGGAGGCUGGGGAUUGGGUGUGGACCGUUUGUGUAUGUUCUUGACCGACUCGAACAACAUCAAGGAAGUCCUUUUGUUCCCGGCAAUGAAGCCUGAUGUCAGUGCUGAUGUGGGUGUGGAAAGAGUACAUCAGUCAUAG